This is a messenger RNA of Telopea speciosissima, 2075 nucleotides long. Its product is annotated as probable LRR receptor-like serine/threonine-protein kinase At3g47570. The transcript has 4 exons. Bases 119 to 2065 code for a protein of 648 amino acids. NCBI's taxonomy places the organism in Eukaryota, Viridiplantae, Streptophyta, Magnoliopsida, Proteales, Proteaceae. Gene Ontology annotation, biological process: protein phosphorylation. The record is from RefSeq and is a predicted model, not a curated record. Gene Ontology annotation, molecular function: ATP binding; protein kinase activity.
AGGAAUCAUUCCUCAAUCUUUGACUCUUUUGAAGGGACUUCAAGAUUUAGAUCUCUCACACAACAACUUAUCAGGCCAAAUCCCGAAAGAUCUACAGAAUCUUUUAACAUUGCAGAGUAUGAAUUUAUCCUUCAAUAAUCUUGAGGGUGAGGUACCAACAAAAGGAAUCUUUGGAAAUGCAAGUGCAAUUUUUGUGAAUGGAAAUGAUAAGCUAUGUGGGGGAAUUGUGGAGUUGCAUCUACCUGCAUGCACAAACCAUGGAUCUACGGAAGGAGAAAAGUCCAAUGCUUUUAGAAUAGUUUUGGCGAUAAUCGGUGCGGUUCUUGGUUUUCUUUUGAUAUCUUCCUAUCUUACUCUCUAUUGGAUAAGAAGAUCAAAAAGUAGGCCUCCAUCUCCAUCAUUAAUCGGUGACCAGUUCUUAAAGCUUUCUUACAAAGAACUCUUCCAAGCUACUGGAGGAUUUUCUUCUACAAAUUUCCUAGGUUCUGGUAGUUUUGGCUCUGUAUACAAAGGGAUUAUCAACCAAGGCGAAACCAUUGUCGCAGUCAAGGUACUCAACCUUCAAAAUCCAAGAGCUUACAAGAGUUUUACGGCGGAAUGUGAAGCAUUAAGAAACAUUUGGCAUCCAAAUCUUGUCAAGAUUUUAACUGCCUGUUCAAGUCUUGAUUCAAAAGACAAAGGUUUCAAAGCCCUUGUUUAUGAGUUCAUGCCCAAUGGGAGUCUAGAUGAUUGGUUGCAUCUACCGAUGGAGGCAAAUAAUCAUUCAAGGAGUUUAGGCCUUCUUCAAAGAUUAAACAUCGCAAUUGAUGUGGCUUCUGCUUUGGAUUACCUUCAUUACCACUGUUAUGCGGCAAUUGUUCAUUGUGACUUGAAGCCAAGCAAUAUUCUACUUGACAGUGAUAUGACUGCACAUGUCAGUGAUUUUGGUUUGGCGAGACUACUUUUAGAUCAUGACGACAAUUCAAGUCAGGCUCAAACUAGUACCAUUGAGAUAAAAGGAUCUAUUGGCUAUGCUGCUCCAGAAUAUGGUAUGGGUGGAAGGGCAACUAUAGAAGGGGAUGUAUUCAGCUAUGGGAUCCUUUUAUUAGAAAUGUUCACAGGAAAAAGGCCAACAGAUCAGAUGUUUGCUGAUGACUUGAAUCUCCAUAACUUUGCAAAGGCAGCUCUACCUGUAAACAUUAUGCAAAUUUUAGAUCCAACACUCCUACCCAAGGAAGAACACGCUUACAAGAGCUUUACGGUUGAAUGCGAAGCAUUAAGAAACAUUCGGCAUCGAAAUCUUGUCAAGAUUUUAACAUCUUGUUCAAGUCUUGAUUCAAAAGGUGAAGAUUUCAAAGCCCUUGUUUAUGAGUUCAUGCCCAAUGGGAGUCUAGAUGAUUGGUUGCAUCUAUCGGUGGAGGUACAUAAUCAUUCAAGGAAUUUAAGCAUUCUUCAAAGAUUAAACAUCACAAUUGAUGUGGCUUCUGCUUUGGAUUACCUUCAUUAUAAUUGUGAUGUGCCGAUUGUUCAUUGUGACUUGAAGCCAAGCAAUGUUCUACUUGACAGUAAUAUGGUUGCACAUGUCAGUGAUUUUGGUUUGGCGAGGCUACUUUUAGAACCGGAUGACAAUUCAUCUCAGGCUCAAACUGGUACCAUUGGGAUAAAAGGAUCUAUUGGCUAUGCUGCUCCAGAAUAUGGCAUGGGUGGAAGGGCAACUAUACAAGGAGACGUGUUUAGCUAUGGGAUCCUUUUAUUGGAGAUGUUCACAGGAAAAAGGCCAACAGAUCAGAUGUUUAUUAAUGACUUAAAUCUCCAUAGCUUUACAAAGGCAGCUUUACCUGUAAAUGUGAUGCAAGUUUUAGAUCCUAUACUCCUACCCAAGGAAGAACAGAGAGAAGAAAUUGAAGAAGGUGCUAUCAAUAGACCUGAAGGCCCUAGUCAUAUGAUAGAUAAAUUGCAAGACUGCAUAACAUCAAUAAUUGAAAUUGCACUCCAAUGUUCCAUGGAAUUGCCAAGAGAACGUAUGCAGAUGAACGAUGUUGUGAGGAAACUACAUUUAAUCAAGGAAAAUUUUCUUCAAACAUGAAUCAAUCAAU